Molecule: messenger RNA, 1822 nt
Organism: Nelumbo nucifera (sacred lotus)
Lineage: Eukaryota; Viridiplantae; Streptophyta; Magnoliopsida; Proteales; Nelumbonaceae
Product: SNF1-related protein kinase regulatory subunit gamma-1-like
Source: RefSeq, a predicted model, not a curated record
GAGGAGCAGAUCUGGUCUCCAUCGCAAGACAGUGCUGCGACCAGCACCCCGUCGUAGUCGCAGGCUCGCAGCCGAUGUAAACUCCUCGUAUUGCGAUGCGAUAGUGGGUUCCGUAAUUCGGGAACAUGGGUUCUUUACACAAGUUGCUCUUUCUGUGGGCGAUUUGAGCAGAACGAUGAACGAAGAAGACCGUCCCCCAUCCCAUUAUCCUGACCCUAUCCAUCACGUCACUUUUUCAGGAAACAACGAAUGAUAGACACGAAUCCCUCAACUGGUACACUUGGCUGAAGUCGAACCUCGGUAUAUAAUAUCUACUUUCUAAGUUUGUAAUUGCUUCUCGAGGUGGAGAGGGGAGGAACAGUGUCUCAGAAACCCAAUCUUCCCUUUGGUUUGAAUUUGCAGAAGCUCAAGCGAAAAGAUAAGAUAAUGGCACAAACACAAGAAGCUAAGGCAAGUUCGAAAAUUCCAAGUUGUGAUGAUUAUUUUGCUGCCAUUCAGUCUAGGAAGAAAUUGCCAUAUUCCUUACAGGAGACUUUAACGGCCGCAUUUGCCAGGAUUCCAGUUUCAUCCUUUCCGGAUGUUCCAGGGGGUAAAGUGAUUGAAAUUCUAGCAGACGCAUCCAUUUCUGAUGCAGUUAAAGUUCUAUCUGAAAACAACAUUAUGUCUGCUCCAGUUAGAAAUCCAGAUACAAAAAGCAGUAUGGAUUGGAGGGAAAGGUAUCUGGGAAUUAUAGACUAUUCUGCAAUCAUUCUCUGGGUGUUGGAGAAUGCAGAACUUGCUGCACUUGCUUUAUCAGCUGGUUCUGCAACUGCUGUUGGAGUAGGUACAGGUGCUGUUGGUGCUAUUGGAGCAUUGGCUUUAGGUGCAACUGGUCCUUCUGCAGUUGCUGGGUUGACAGCUGCUGCAGUUGGUGCAGCAGUAGCUGGAGGUAUGGCUGCAGAUAAAGGGAUGGGGAAGGAUGCUCCAACUGCUGCUGAUCGUCUGGGGGAGGACUUCUACCAAGUUAUCCUUCAAGAAGAGCCUUUUAAGUCAACCACAGUGAGAUCAAUAAUCAAGUCAUUUCGUUGGGCUCCUUUCCUUCCUAUCUCAACAGAUAGUUCCAUGUUGAGUGUGUUACUGCUGCUCUCCAAAUAUAGAUUGAGGAAUGUGCCAGUAAUUGAAACAGGCAAGCCCUUUAUUAAGAAUUUUAUUACUCAAUCAGCAGUGGUGCAGGGCCUUGAGCAAUGCAAAGGGAGGGACUGGUUUGAUUGCAUUUCUGCACGUCCAAUUUCUGACUUUGGGCUUCCUUUCAUGUCUUAUAAUGAGGUGAUUAGCAUCACGAGCAAUGAUCUAAUUUUGGAAGCUUUCAAGCGCAUGAGGGACAACCAAAUCGGCGGUCUUCCUGUGAUAGAGGGACUCUCUAGGAAGAUUGUUGGAAGUGUCAGCAUAAGAGACAUCAGACAUCUGUUGCUUAAACCAGAACUCUUUUCCAACUUCAGGCAACUCACUGUGAUGGACUUCCUGAAGACCAUUGCAUCAACUACAGAAGAAUCUGGGAAGGUUGUCCACCCAAUAACUUGCAAUCCCAAUGCACUACUUGGUAGUAUAAUUGAAACUCUUGCUUCCAAAUCAGUUCACAGGAUUUACGUAGUGGAUGGCGAAGAAAAUGAAGUUGUUGGUAUCAUUACCCUCAGAGAUGUGAUUUCUUGCUUUAUCUUUGAGCCUCCUAACCAAUUUGAUGAGAACUUUGAGUUUGCUAUAAAAGAAAUGUUGAACCAGUGAAAGUUUUGUACUUGGAGACAGUAAUCACUUAAUGAGAAGAAUAUGUAGAAAAUUUCAACUC